Juglans microcarpa x Juglans regia is the source of this 1548-nucleotide messenger RNA. RefSeq names its product protein SSUH2 homolog. The coding region runs from base 117 to 1397 and encodes 426 amino acids. Gene Ontology annotation, molecular function: heat shock protein binding. Lineage: Eukaryota; Viridiplantae; Streptophyta; Magnoliopsida; Fagales; Juglandaceae. The transcript is spliced from 7 exons. The record is from RefSeq and is a predicted model, not a curated record.
UUUUAGAUAAUUUGACAAUUUCGACUGUUUUCUCCUUCCUUACUAGCUAAGGAAAUCUGCACUAUUUAUACUUCUUUCACGAUCACACACUCUCUGUGACAGACGAGCACAAAAUCAUGGAGGAGCCUCUGCUUUCAGAGCAAAGAAGUGAUGCGGGAGAAAAAGAGAGUGGAAAAUGGAGCUCGUAUCAAUACGUGGGAAGAACAGGCUCAGGGAUUCCCACUGCUUCUUUGGCCGGCACUGAAGUCAGCGUCGAAGAGAUUCGGUCGGCCGCUGCCUUUUCCGAUCAUUACCCGCCUUCACUUCACAGCGCUUUGGUUAGUUCGCCCGAGCCCGAUCCUAAUGAACAAGCUAUUGUUUAUCAAGGUGGAUAUGGAGUAGAGUUUGGUGGAAUCACGAAUGAGUUCCGGAAGCAAAUAUUGGAUGAAGUAGAGAUACGAGAAUUACUCAUUGAUCAUGUUGGUCAUCGUUGCUGUUGGGGAAGUCGUCCAGCUCGGACAUGGAGGAUUCGUGCAGUGGAAGACUGCAAUGUUUAUAUAGGAACUCUAGAUACUUUUAUAGAAGAAAGGGAGACUAUAAGAGAAACAGUGCCAUACGUCGGUGGGAAGAUUGAUGGAAGGGAUAGUGGACCUGAACUUGGAAUCUGGGAAUUGGAUUUAAGAUCUGAAUUCCCUGUCCUAUUUAUUCCUCAUAAGGAAUCACGGGCAAAGAUACCUCAUUCUGAAACCAUUGAGAAGUGCUCAGGAUGUGCAGGACGGGGAGAUAUUGCUUGUCCGACAUGCAAUGCAGACCAAGAAGCUGGGUUUUAUAAGGAAAAUCAGGUGUGGCAAUGCCCUGCUUGUCAUGGAAGAGGUUUAAUUGCCCAUAGAGAUGGAUCUGACACAAUAUGUUCUAGAUGUAAUGGUAAGGGAAAGAUUACUUGUGCAACUUGUGCAUCUCGUGGGCUUAUUAAGUGUGAGAAAUGUCAUGGAAAUGGUUCUCUUCUGUCACACAAUGUCGCCAUUGUUAGAUGGAAGACACUUUCAACCCGAAAAGUUAGUGCAACAAGUGGAGCAGCAUCAGUCCCUGAUGAGGUCUUCCACAGAGCCAAAGGUAUCCAAUUAUGCAACACACAGGCAUAUCAAUGCACUCCAGCCUUUUUUGCCGACUCUUUCUCCCUCAACCAGUUUUCUUCUGAAGUUAUUGCCGAAAGAGCUCCUGUACCUCCCUCUGCUAGGGUCAUAAGCGAGAGGCACACCAUCUCUGUUGUGCCAGUUACACGUGUCACCAUGGCUCAUCGUGCUAGAUCCUUCAGUUUCUAUAUCAUUGGUUUUAGCAGGGAAGUCUACUUGAAGGACUACUAUCCUUCACGGUUUUGCUGGGGGCUAUGUCCUUGUUUGGAGUGGUUGAAGUUGUGAUUAGGCGCUGUAAUUCUGCAUGCUUACCCGUAUCUUGUUCCUUGUUUGCUUUCCCUAGUAUUAAGUUGUAGGGUUUUCUCCCUUGUUGACUAUUGGAAUUUGGGGUCAUAAUUUUCUUUUGUUGUUAAUAAAAGUUGGGUUGGGUUUGCUA